Molecule: messenger RNA, 5676 nt
Organism: Dovyalis caffra
Lineage: Eukaryota; Viridiplantae; Streptophyta; Magnoliopsida; Malpighiales; Salicaceae
Source: the annotation of a GenBank genome assembly
AUGUUGGAUUUGUCUGAUGAGGAUAGUAGUGCCCCUGAUAGUGAGCUAGUGCCAUCUUCUUUGGCCGCUCUCGCUCCUAUUCUUCGCGUCGCUAAUGAGAUUGAAAAGGAAAAUCCGCGUGUCGCCUAUCUCUGCCGAUUCCAUGCAUUUGAGAAGGCUCAUCAUAUGGAUAAAACGUCGAGUGGACGUGGAGUCCGACAGUUCAAGACCUAUCUGCUGCAUAGGCUUGAGAAGCUUAUGGAACCUCUUGGGUUGGAUACUCAUAAAAGGGGUGUGGGUGUGGCAAUUAGCGCUAACAGUAUUGAAUUAGAUGAACAGUGUGGUGCCUGGAAGAAUGGUUUAUGUUAUCUAUGGAAUUGUUUCUCGGUUGAAGAAGAUGAAACAAGGCCUCAGCUUGCAAGAAAUGAUCCAAGAGAAAUUCAGUUGUAUUACCAAAAAUUCUAUGAGCAGAACAUCAAAGAUGCACAACACACAAAAAAACCGGAGGAGAUGGCUAUGAUUCUUCGCAUUGCUACAGUAUUAUAUGAUGUGCUGCAAACGGUUGUACCUACAGGAAAAGUUGACAAUGAGACACGAAAAUAUGCUGAGGAUGUUGAGAGGAAAAAGGGACAGUAUGAACACUACAACAUUCUUCCAUUAUAUGCUGCUGGGGUACAACCAGCAAUCAUGGAACUUCCAGAGAUCAAAGCUGCACGUCAAGCUCUACAUAAUGUUGAUAAUCUUCCAAUGCCCAGAAUUAGGCUGCCACAUGAUUUCCGUGAUGACUCGCAUCAGGAAAGGGUUAAAUCUGUCAAUGACAUACUCGAUUGGCUUUCAUCUAUUUUUGGGUUUCAGCGAGGAAAUGUGGCAAAUCAGAGGGAGCACCUGAUAUUGCUACUAGCCAAUAUGGAUGUAAGGAAUAGGAAUCUUGACAAUUAUACUGAGAAACAAGUCUUCCAUCUUACUAGGGUUGCUGAUGCUCACCAGUGGUAUCAGAAAUUGGAUUCUAUAUAUCCCAACCCAGAUGACAAUGUAUCAAACGAUGGUCAAAUGGCACAUGAAGUCUAUGGAAUAUUAUAUAGCAAUGUGCAUCCUGUCAGUGGGGAGACAUAUGAAACAGCAGCACCUGAUGAUGAAGCCUUUCUGAGGAACGUUAUAACCCCAAUCUAUCAGGUUUUGCGCAAGGAAGCAAGGAGAAACAAAGGAGGCAAGACUAGCCAUUCAAAAUGGAGAAAUUAUGAUGACCUAAACGAGUACUUCUGGUCUGGCAAGUGUCUUGACUUAAGUUGGCCUAUGGACCUUCGAGCAGAUUUUUUUGUUCAUUCUGAUGAGAUGCCACCAGCAAGUGAGAGAUCUAACCAAGGCACUGGUGGAAAGAGGAAGCCUAAAACUAAUUUUGUUGAAGUCCGCACUUUUUGGCAUCUCUUUAGAAGUUUUGACCGAAUGUGGAUAUUUUUUAUAUUGGCUUUGCAGGCUAUGAUAAUUAUUGCAUGGAGUCCUUCUGGAUCCAUUGCAUCCUUUUUCGAUGAGGAUGUCUUCAGAAGUGUUUUGAGCAUUUUUGUCACUUCUGCAUUCCUUAAUCUUCUGCAAGCUUCUCUGGAUAUAAUUCUGAGUCUUAAUGCAUGGAGGAGCUUAAAAGUCACACAGAUACUACGGUACCUUCUGAAGUUUGCUGUGGCUGCUGCAUGGGCUGUGGUUCUGCCAAUUGGUUAUUCCAGCUCUGUGCUGAAUCCAACAGGACUUGUAAAGUUUUUUAGCACUUGGUCUAUGGAUUGGCAGAAUCAGUCAUUUUAUACUUAUGCUGUUGCAAUUUAUUUGAUACCCAAUAUGUUGGCUGCUAUACUUUUUGUGCUUCCACCUUUACGGAGAACCAUGGAACGUUCAAACUGGCGGAUUGUUACUAUCUUUAUGUGGUGGGCUCAGGCAAGAAUAUCUAGAACUGUUACUUCACACUCAGCUGUUUCUGUGCAUCCAAAACUAUAUGUAGGAAGAGGCAUGCAUGAGGAUCCAUUCUCACUUUUGAAAAACAGUAAUCCUACUAUGGGAAAGUAUGGUGAGAGUGCUAAACUUUUUAUGUAUAACAUUGGUGUUGUUAUCUCAAUAUGGACUCCUAUUCUUCUGGUUUAUUUUUUGGAUGCACAAAUAUGGUAUGCCAUAUUUUCUACUCUUGUUGGUGGGAUUCAAGGAGCCUUCAGCCAUUUGGGUGAGAUAAGGACCCUAGGGAUGUUACGGUCCAGAUUUGAUUCCGUGCCUUCAGCUUUCAGUCGUCAUCUUGUGCCAUCAUCAAACAGGGAUGCUAACAGGAAACAUUUUGAUGAGCAGCAGGAAAGAAAAAAUAUUGCAAAUUUUUCACAUGUGUGGAAUGGGUUCAUACAGUCUUUGAGAGGGGAGGAUCUGAUCAGCAAUCAUGAAAGAAGCUUGCUACUUGUGCCAUAUUCUUCAAAGGAUGUCUCAGUCAUCCAGUGGCCUCCUUUUUUGCUUGCUAGCAAGAUUCCUAUAGCAUUGGACAUGGCAAAAGAUUUCAAGGGAAAGGAGGAUGCUGAGUUAUAUAAGAAGAUGGAUGAAUAUAUGCAAUCAGCAUUGAUAGAGUGUUAUGAAGCAUUGAGUGACAUAAUAGAGGGGCUUUUGGAAGAUGAUGCGGAUAAGUUGAUUGUCAGAGAAAUAUGUAAUGAGAUAGAUGAGAGCAUACAACAGAAUCAUUUUUUGAAUGAAUUCCGGAUGAGCGGAUUGCCUAUGCUUAGUGACUAUUUGGAGAGAUUUCUAAGAGUCCUGAUAGGUGAUCAUGACAAUGAUGACAUUUACCAAUCUCAGAUAAUUAAUGGUCUCCAGUCUAUUAUAGAAGUUAUCACUCAGGAUAUUAUGACGCAUGGCCAUGACAUUCUGGAAAGAGCUCACUCAAGCACCUCAAGGGAUCAUAGUAUGAAAGAACAGAGGUUUGGAAGGAUAAAUAUGACACAUAGAGAUACCAAGUAUUGGAAAGAGAAGGUUACUAGGCUUCAUUUACUUUUGACCACCAAGGAAUCUGCCAUAAAUGUGCCAUCGAACUUAGAUGCUCGCCGCCGAAUCACUUUCUUUGCAAAUUCCUUAUUUAUGAACAUGCCGAAGGCUCCAAAAGUCCGAGACAUUGUUUUGACUCCCUAUUACAAAGAAGAUGUUCUUUAUUCUGAUGAAGAACUUCAUAAGGAAAAUGAAGAUGGGAUAACAAUUUUGUUCUACCUAAAGACCAUAUAUCGCGGUGAGUUUCAGACCAGUUCCUGCAUCACACUUUGGUCUUCUAUAAUGGGGUUAAACUCACCAAGAACAAAUGAAUACAAAACAGAUGAGUGGAAAAAUUUUGAGGAACGCAUAGAUGAUCCGAAAAUUAAAUGCUCUUACAAGGAGCAGAUGGAGCUUACUCGUCAGUGGGUAUCCUACAGGGGGCAGACCCUUGCUAGAACAGUGAGGGGGAUGAUGUACUAUAAGCAAGCCCUAGAACUUCAAUGCCUUUUGGAAAAAGCAGGAGACAAUGCUGUUUUGGAUGGCUUCCGUACCUUGGAACCGGAGCAGUAUCAAAAAACUUACUUAGAUGAUGCACAAGCUCUGGCUGAUUUGAAGUUCACCUAUGUUGUUUCUUGUCAGGUGUAUGGGGAUCAGAAAAAAUCCAGUGAAUCCCGGGACCGAAGUUGUUACAGUAAUAUUCUGAAUUUAAUGUUAACGAAUAAAUCGCUGCGUGUUGCUUACAUAGAUGAAAGAGAGGUCACAGUGAAUGGAAAAUCUCAAAAGUGGUAUUACUCUGUUCUUGUCAAAGGGGGUGACAAGUAUGAUGAGGAAAUCUACCGAAUCAAGCUUCCAGGUCCUCCGACAGAUAUUGGUGAAGGAAAACCUGAAAAUCAAAAUCAUGCCAUUAUUUUUACUCGUGGAGAAGCCCUACAGACUAUAGACAUGAAUCAGGACAAUUACUUUGAAGAAGCUUUUAAAAUGAGAAAUGUGUUGGAGGAGCUUAAAAAAUCUCAUCGUAGGAAACAAAAACCUACGAUUUUGGGUCUAAGGGAGCAUAUUUUUACGGGAAGUGUUUCAUCGCUUGCUUGGUUCAUGUCCAAUCAGGAGACCAGCUUUGUGACUAUCGGCCAACGUGUUUUGGCUAGUCCUCUAAGGGUACGGUUCCACUAUGGCCAUCCUGAUAUAUUUGACAGAAUCUUCCACAUUACAAGGGGUGGCAUAAGCAAAGCUUCAAGAACAAUAAAUUUAAGCGAGGAUAUAUUUGCAGGAUACAACACAACUCAACGUGGAGGAUAUGUAACACAUCAUGAAUAUAUCCAAGUAGGAAAAGGGCGUGAUGUGGGGAUGAAUCAAAUAUCAUCUUUUGAGGCAAAGGUUGCAAAUGGAAAUGGAGAGCAGACCCUUAGCCGUGAUGUUUAUCGACUGGGGCGCCGUUUUGACUUCUAUAGGAUGCUCUCGUUCUACUUUACAACAGUUGGUUUCUAUUUCAGUAGCAUGGUAACUGUGCUUACUGCAUAUGUGUUCUUAUAUGGACGCUUAUAUAUGGUAAUGAGUGGAUUAGAAAGGGAGAUUCUUAUGGACCCGAGCAUAAACGAGAGCAAGGCCCUUGAACAGGCUUUGGCUCCUCAAUCCAUUUUUCAGCUAGGCUUGUUGCUAGUGUUACCCAUGGUUAUGGAAAUUGGUUUGGAGAAAGGGUUCCGCACUGCUCUGGGUGAUUUUAUCAUUAUGCAGCUACAGCUUGCCUCAGUGUUCUUUACAUUCCAGCUUGGAACUAAAGCACAUUAUUAUGGAAGAACAAUUUUGCAUGGCGGUUCCAAAUAUCGAGCUACUGGGCGUGGCUUUGUUGUUUUCCAUGCAAAGUUUGCGGAAAACUACAGGCUAUACUCACGAAGUCACUUUGUUAAGGGAUUGGAACUAGUUAUACUGUUGGUCUUGUAUGAAGUCUAUGGGGAAUCAUAUCGCAGUUCAAGUCUUUAUUUGUUCGUCACGUUGUCCAUGUGGUUCCUGGUUGGAUCCUGGUUGUUUGCUCCAUUUGUUUUCAAUCCAUCUGGAUUUGACUGGCAAAAAACAGUGGAUGAUUGGACAGAUUGGAAAAGGUGGAUGGGCAAUCGUGGUGGUAUAGGGAUUCCACCUGAUAAAAGUUGGGAAUCGUGGUGGGGUGAAGAACAAGAACAUCUCAGAUACACGAAUAUCAGGGGAUGGUUGGUUGAAAUAAUCCUUGCAUUUCGCUUCUUUAUCUAUCAAUAUGGCAUUGUCUACCACCUUGAUAUAGCUCAUCACAGUUUAUGGACUUUCAUGGAUAGUUAUGAUAACUGCUCUUUUAGUCCUCAAGAUGGUAUCAAUGGGGAGACGAAAAUUCCGUACAGACUUUCAGCUCAUGUUCAGGAUUCUCAAGGCACUCCUAUUUCUCGGCUUCAUAUUGGACAAGCAUGCAGGCCGUUGUUUGAGUGGAUAGGAUUAUGGGAUUCAAUAAAGGAGCUAGGAAGGGCAUACGAGUAUAUCAUGGGCUUAUUGCUUUUCAUGCCAAUAGCCAUCUUGUCAUGGUUCCCAUUUGUCUCAGAGUUCCAGACUCGCCUGCUCUUCAAUCAAGCAUUUAGUCGAGGCCUCCAAAUUUCUAUGAUUCUUGCAGGAAAGAAAGAUGGAGCUGAUACUGCAAAGAAAGAGGCAGCUGAUGCAGGAAAGAAAGACGGAGCUGAUACUGCAAAAAGAGGCAGCUGA